Penicilliopsis zonata CBS 506.65 is the source of this 954-nucleotide messenger RNA. RefSeq lists its product as hypothetical. Gene Ontology annotation, biological process: mitochondrion organization. Lineage: Eukaryota; Fungi; Ascomycota; Eurotiomycetes; Eurotiales; Aspergillaceae. The record is from RefSeq and is a predicted model, not a curated record. The coding region runs from base 23 to 856 and encodes 277 amino acids. The transcript is spliced from 2 exons. Gene Ontology annotation, cellular component: mitochondrion; membrane.
CUCCCCCAAAAACCAUCUCACUAUGGCUGCGAAUCUGUCCCGACUUGUUCUCCCGGUGUUCGCCGGUGCCGCGUUCAUUAACGCCUCUCUCUACGACGUCAAGGGCGGUACCCGCGCCGUCAUCUUCGACCGGCUGUCCGGAGUGCAGGAACAGGUCAUCAACGAAGGGACGCAUCUGCUGGUCCCCUGGCUGCAGAAGGCGAUCAUCUUCGAUGUGCGGACGAAGCCUCGCAACAUCUCGACCACGACGGGGAGUAAAGAUUUGCAGAUGGUCAGUCUGACCCUGCGAGUGCUGCACCGCCCGGAGGUGACGAAACUGCCCCAAAUCUACCAGUCCUACGGUACCGAUUACGAUGAACGUGUCCUCCCCUCGAUCGGCAACGAAGUGCUGAAAGCCAUCGUGGCCCAGUUCGACGCCGCAGAGCUGAUCACGCAGCGUGAGGCAGUCUCGAACCGGAUCCGUACCGACCUGAUGAAGCGCGCGGGGCAGUUCAACAUCGCGCUGGAGGAUGUCUCGAUCACACACAUGACUUUCGGCAAGGAGUUCACGCGAGCCGUCGAGCAGAAGCAGAUCGCCCAGCAGGACGCCGAGCGGGCGCGCUUUAUCGUCGAACGCGCCGAGCAGGAACGCCAGGCCAACGUCAUCCGCGCUGAGGGCGAAGCCGAGAGUGCCGACAUCAUCAGCAAAGCCGUCGCCAAGGCGGGCAGUGGCCUCAUUGAAAUCCGUCGUAUCGACGCCAGCAAGGAGAUCGCCGCCACCCUCGCCAACAACCCGAAUGUCACCUACCUACCGGGAGGAGGCGAUGGCAAGGAGGGCGGAAAGAGCACCAGUCUCCUUCUGGGCCUGAGAAACUAAAAGCAAAAAGCAAACAAAAAAAUUUGUUUUACCUAAGAUUGAUUCGAUUUGGUAUCGGUUGAAUUGGGCUGUAUAAUCUGGCGACUCUUUAUGCAUCA